Pestalotiopsis fici W106-1 is the source of this 3594-nucleotide messenger RNA. RefSeq lists its product as uncharacterized. The record is from RefSeq and is a predicted model, not a curated record. The transcript has 8 exons. The coding region runs from base 1 to 3594 and encodes 1197 amino acids. NCBI's taxonomy places the organism in Eukaryota, Fungi, Ascomycota, Sordariomycetes, Amphisphaeriales, Sporocadaceae.
AUGAACGACUCAAAUGGGGUGACCGUUUGCCCUAUUCGGCACGAUCCCUUCACACAUGUCCAGUAUGCCGACUUUUCCCAGGUCCAGUAUUUGCAAAUCGUCAAUUCCGAGGAUGAGGAGGCUCAACUGAAUGAAUUCGAGGAUGAAGAAGAACUAGAUGAUGAUGAUGAUGCCUACGACGUAGGCGAAGGCUCAUCUGCUGCAGCAGAGGCCGAAUCGUCCAAGGGUCCACCUACCGGACCAACAUUGCCGGAGCAAGGUGGAGAUCUAGACAUCGACGACGAAUGGCCGGAGCCCGCUGCCGACGCAGCGCCGCGGAGUCCGGGUAAGAGGAAGACCCGCAAAGAUAAGAAAAAGAAAUCCAAGCAUGCUUCAGUGGAUGAGAAUACUCCAGCGAAAGAGGAGUGCACUGUGAAUGCGACUGAUACACAGGAAACUACGAAAUCUUCACCGACUGAAGAUCCUCCUGAGAGUUCGUCCAGCAAGAAGUCAAAGAAGGCCAAAAAGCAUGCCAAGAAAGCUGCCCAGAAGGAGAAGGCUGACAAGGCAAAGUCUGCGACAAAUGGCAAGAAUAAGAAGAGUGUUUCUUUUGCAGAUCCUCCGACUGUCGAAAAGGAGGAGACUCCUCAAACAUCGGAGAAAUCAGACGAAGCCGUACCGGCUGAUGAAGCUGCGGCAGAAGCAACCAGUGGCGCCGAAAAGUCAACUCCAGAGCCUUCAUCGACAGAAGUAGAAGCUACUGAGGCUGCUCCUGAUGCGCCGACUGAGUCAGUGCCGGAGGAACAGCCUUCAGCAGCAGAGACUACUGAGGGAAGCAAGGAAGCUGAGGCACCAUCAGAGGCACCAUCCGAGGCACCAGCAGAAGCACCAGCAGAAGCACCAGCAGAAGCACCAGCAGAAGCACCAGCAGAAGCACCAGCAGAGGCACCUGCUGGGGCGGGCUCUGGCGCGGAGGCCAAGUCAGACGACCCAGAGCCAAACGCAGGGCCUGCAAAGGAAGUCGACAAUGUUAAGCCAGAGGAUACGCCCACUGCACCAAGCGAUGAGGCCCCCGUCGAAAGCGCGAGUACUGACUCUCCGACGCCGGAGCCGUCUGCCGAAGAUGCAGCUCCAACAGCACCUGAACCGGCCGAUGAGCCUGUGGCAGAACCAACUACAGGUGAUACUGCAGAAAAGCCUGCUGAAUCAGAAUCAAAAACUGAAUCGGCUCCUGAGGCUGAGCCCGAGACGAAGCCCGAUCCGGAGCUGGGAGCUGUUUCGUCGGGAGCUGAAGAAGCAGAGACACCAGAGACCACCACUAAUGACAAUGCCGGCGAAACUUCCAAGGACGACGCACCACCUGAGGAAGCUGAUGAGUCGAGUGAUCAACCUAACGUGGCAGUAGAAACUCUGAAUUCGACUGCAGCGGAUAAAAAGCCAACUGAAGAGAAGACUGAGCCUGCAGAGUAUACUGAAGCGCCGACUGCUGCCGAGGACGAGACAAAGACUGGCGAGAAUAUCUCUGAACUCAGCAGUGAGGCCGCUGAGGCGUCUUUAAAGUCUGAAGAGAGUAGCAAUCUUCCACAGAUGGCAGAAGAUGAGCCCCAGCCCAACGUCGAGGAAGGGAAAGAGGAAGCGACCGAAGCCAGCAAAAGCAAUGAUGCUAAUGAGACCAAUGCCGAGCCAGAUGUCUCCGAAUCUGACAAAGUUGUCGCCGAAGGCGCUGCUCAGACCCCUGCUGAGACAUCCGACGCACCUGGUGAAGAAGCCGACGAGUCAAAGGAAUCCGAAGCUACAGAAAGCAGUGCUGCUCCUCCACCCGAAGUAAAGGAAUCGGUUGUCGAAGAUACUUCGCGAGCUGAAGACACCGCAUCAGCUCCCGAGAUCGCUACCUCGGAAAAGGAGGAAGUUCAGGAAUCACCAACACCAAGCGGGCCCAAUGACGUGGCUAAGCCUGAGGAGAGCAAUAUCAUCGAAGCAGAAACUGCUGAAAAUAAGUCCAACGACACGGAUUCCACAGAAAGGGGCGCAGUAGAUGUAGCUCCUGCGGACGAGGCCGUCUCUGAUGCGCCUAGCUUGUCUGAAGACAAGGCCGAAGAUCAAACAAGUACUGCGGGAAAUGCCGACAGCGCUGCCCAAGUCGUGAAAGAACAGACCUCACUGGAACCGUCUGAUGAUAUUGGAAAUGAGGAGCCUUCCUCCGCCGAAGAGAAGCCUGAAAGCGAGAUCAAGAGCGAAGCAUCCUCCCCUGAAUCGCAGGAUUCCGCGAAUGCGAAGGCUGAGGCUGAGGCUGAGGCUGUCAAAGAUGAAACCACAAGCGGCACUGAUGCAGCUGGUGAGAUUGAUUCCCCGACGCCAGCUGAGACCAGCGUCGACGACGAGGCACCUCAAAGUGAGGAGGCUCCGGUCGAGACUGAAACCCCAGCAGACAAUAGCGUAGAAGCGGAUGAAAAGGCAUCCACGUCUACAGCUACAGAAGCUGCCACCCCGGCUCCUGCGACGGACGAAGAAGCCGCACCCACUGAGCCCGAAGCUGAAGCCAGUGGGAAAGGUGGCAGCGAAGACGUGACUGAGCCCGCCGAGGCGGUGGCAGCUACUGUAGUACCUGACGACAAUGAUGCAGAGACGCAGCCGGAGCCCUCAGACCACGCUACUGUCGACGAAGAGAAGCCUCAACCUGAGGCAGAACCGUCUGAGAGUGCCGACAAAGCGGUGCUUGCCGCCACCCAGGAAGCCACAACGAGUGAUAUCGACGAGACAAGCGAGACCAAAGACACCGGUGCGACUGAAGUUAUCACUGAGGCGACGUCUCCGGAAACGGCUGUCCUAGAGGCUGAAGCGGCUGCCGAAGCAAAAGAUGCCGCGCCUGCUGACAACGAGGUCGAGCAAACUGCUGCUGCUGCUGAUGACAACACUCCAAAGGAUACCGAAGCAGUCACAGCCGAAGACGAGAAGCCGAUCGAUGUUAUCUCGCCAGGUGAUGAGGAACCUGCAUCUGAGAAACCGAUUGCGACAAGCAAUGUUGUAGACAACUCCGUUGCCGCGGAGGCUUCUGAAGAAAGCGUGACUGAUGCUACUCCUGGAGUUUCCGGUGAAGCUGAGCCUUUGAAGGAAGACCAGGAAGAUGCGGCACCAGCCAUGACUGGAGAGCCUGAGCAAGAGAAGGAAAUUUCAUCAUCGGCAGAGGAUAUCGCAGAUGCCCCACCAGAACCCAAGGAUGUUGAUGUUGAGGCACCACUAGCAGACAAUGCGGAACCCGAAUCGACUGCUGCUGGAGUCGAUGACAAGGACGCCACAGCCACUGAAGCUUCUGAGAUCGAGACUCAAAAGCCAGAAGACUCUGCGAAUGCAGAAGUCUCAGAGACCGCCGAUACCGUUUCGAACGAGGAGAACAGUCAUAAAGAGGAGGCUGCGGCACCUGAACCUGAGACAGCACCUACCGAAGAGAAUGAGGAAGUGAGUCAAUCGACACUUGCUAUCGAGGAUGUUUCAGCAGAGAAGCAGGAUGACACGCCUGCUCAGGAAGAGCCAGCCAGUGCGGCGCCUGUGACAGUGGCAGAAGAGACAAAGAUAAAGGAGCCAGUUGCGCUUGAAGAGGCAGCCAAGGAAUCGUGA